Molecule: messenger RNA, 1863 nt
Organism: Pseudogymnoascus verrucosus
Lineage: Eukaryota; Fungi; Ascomycota; Leotiomycetes; Thelebolales; Thelebolaceae
Exons: 4
Coding region: 142-1230 (362 amino acids)
Molecular function (GO): methyltransferase activity
Source: RefSeq, a predicted model, not a curated record
GACAACUUUUGUUCCCAAACACAUCUCGAUGCUCUUGACACCUCUUUCUGAUAAAAUCUGCACCGCUGCGGAUGCACUUCUUGGUACAACACCCGCUCAUUGAUACCAUAGUAAAUUAGACCAACCUUAAUCCUGUCGCUCAUGAUGACUUCACUAGCCGGUGACCUAGCCAGCUGCCAUGACGACGAUGGUGCCUGCGAUGAGGCGAAGUCGGCAACGCCCCUAAGCCCCGUAACAACGCUGGCAACAGAGGCGCCAGCAAUUGAGGCAGCAAGUGAAAGUGGCGGCGACGACGAAUUUGAUGCUAUCAGUGAAUUGUUUGACGACACGACGAGUGUCACUUCGAGCAUUUAUGCGCACACAUAUGAGCGUGGCCGCCGCUAUCAGUCCUUCAAGAAUGGUCGCUACCCUAUCCCCAAUGACGACUUCGAACAGAAUAGAGAGGACAUGAAGCACGCAAUGCUAAUGGAGCUAACGGAUGGGAAGCUAUUCUACGCACCCAUAGGCGAAAAUCCACAGAAAAUCCUUGAUAUAGGCACUGGGACUGGAAUCUGGGCAAUUGAAGUUGGCGAUUUGUACCCCAGCGCUCAUAUCUUAGGCAUAGACCUAACGCCAAUCCAACCACUAUGGGUUCCCCCGAAUGUCGAAUUUGUAGUCGAUGACUGCGAAAAGGAUUGGCUGACGGGCGAUGUCGACCUUGCUCAUUUCCGGUUCAUGGCUAUGAUUUUAAGAGAUAUACCUGGUGUUCUAGGACAUGCCUACAAGAGCCUUCGCCCUGGUGGAUGGAUCGAGCUCCAAGAACUACACGGUCACCCCUGCUGCGAUGACGGCACAAUGGGCCGUGAUGAUCAAUUUAAGCAGUUAUACGAUUUGGCAGGCCAGGCUUACCAGAAAUUUGGUAUGAGCACUGCACUACCAGCGCAGCUUAAACCUUUGCUCCUCGAUGCCGGAUUCCAAAAUAUUCACUGCAAAAUAAUGAAAGUUCCUAUUGGAACAUGGGCGAAAGACAAGACCAUGAGAUUAAUCGGCCUUUAUCAGAAGACAGUUGUUGGCGAUUUUAUACCGACUCUAGCUGGGCGCCCAUUUGAGGCCUUAGGUAUGUCACAGGUAGAGGCACAAGUAACACUUGCCUUUGCUCGAAAGGCUCUGGAUGAUGCAAACGUCCAUCGGUACUUUAACUAUUACUUUUGGUAUGCGCAGAAACCAGUGCUAGGCAGGACUACAGUUUAGUUUAGACAGUUGGUUUAACAAGUUCGCCAAAACUGCAGUUCAAACAGCCAGUUUUCUUUCAUUCACAGUAUAGGUCCAUUUAUGCACCUGUUAGAGCAGCUUUUGGUGGCUCAACUUGCCCUAGGCAAUCUCAAAUGCCGCCAUUGAAAGUUAAGACGCGGGAGAGUGUGGCGUGACAACGCCAAUAAAUGUCGAGAUAGUUGGAUGUAACAUCAGGUGUCAUUUCUCUGCCGCUUAUCAUUGAUAGGUGCGAGAAUAUUCAUUGUCUGCUUUCUUUUUCAGAAGCUUGAAGAAAGUUGCCCCAUUACUUGUCAAUGUAUCUUUUUUGACCGGCUUCUUCGGGCUACUUUUCGCCAAGUCCUAAUUAUACGGUCCUGCCGCCCAACAGCGAAGCGAGUACGGGCGAGAAGCCGUCGUCCAUGACGGAGAAGCGUUAGAUACCGUCGUGAUGGUGGUACUGGUGCGAGAGCCACCUCGGUCAGGUCGGCAUAUUGGUCUCUGAUGGCGACGCAGAUGGUGAGACAUUCCUCUUUGUCGUCGGCAUUGUAAUGGGCUAUGAGCGGAGCUGCCGGGUAUAUAGAAGUGCGUGUUGGAAUCGUCGACGAUGGGAUGUUGGCACAGAUUAAAUGCGGG